This is a messenger RNA of Equus caballus (horse), 1415 nucleotides long. The record is from RefSeq and is a predicted model, not a curated record. Lineage: Eukaryota; Metazoa; Chordata; Mammalia; Perissodactyla; Equidae.
GACCUUGUGACACACUGUUAGUGGCUCUGGUCAAGUGUGGGAGGUCAGGAGUGGCUCAUUGUUCCUGGGAAUGCACCUCAUCUCCCAAAAAGAACAUCACCUUCCCCUGCUAAUUAGCAUCGUUUAGGGCUCCAGGUGAGCUCCAGCCAGAGGCUACUUUGAAGACAGAGAGCAGGGGCCAUGACCACCCUCUCCCCGGAAAACAGCAUCUCUGCCAGGCGGUCGGCCUCCUUCAUCCUGGUGAAGAGAAAACCCCCCAUUGACAAGACAGAGUGGGAUGGCUUCUUUGACGAGAACGGUCAUUUGGCCAAGUCACGAGACUUCAUUUGUGUUAACAUCCUGGAAAGGGGUCUGCACCCCUUGGUGAGGACGGAAGCCUGGAAGUUCCUCACUGGCUACUACUCAUGGCAGAGUUCCCAGGAUGAGCGGCUCACAGUGGACAGCACAAGGAGGAAGAAUUACAAGGCCUUAUGCCAGAUGUACGAGAAGAUUCAGCCCCUUCUGGAAAACCUGCACCGGAACUUCAUAGAGACUCGGAAUAACAUCGCAUAUGACAUCCAGAAGCUCUACGACAAAGACCCCCUGGGCAACAUCCUUAUCGACAAGAAGAAGCUAGAGAAGAUCCUGCUCCUGAGUUAUGUCUGCAACACCCAGGCAGAGUACCAGCAGGGCUUCCAUGAGAUGGUGAUGCUUUUCCAGCUGAUGGUAGAACAUGACCAUGAGACCUUCUGGCUUUUCCAGUUCUUCCUUCAGAAAACGGAGCACAGCUGUGUCAUUAACAUCGGGGUGGGCAAGAACCUAGACAUGCUCAACAACCUGAUCAACUUCCUGGACCCCAUGUUUGCUGAGCACCUAACCUCGGGCUGGCACCCCGCUUCUCUCCCCACAGAAGGGAAGGGUGCGGGGGCCGUGCAGUCCCUCUUCCCCUGGUUCUGCCUCUGCUUCCAGCGAGCCUUCAAGUCCUUCGACGACGUCUGGAGGCUCUGGGAGGUGCUGCUGACGGGGAAGCCCUGCAGGAACUUCCAGGUGCUGGUGGCCUACAGCCUGCUGCAGAUGGUGCGCGGGCAGGUGCUGCAGGAGAGCAUGACUGGCGACGCCAUCCUCCUGAAGCCUUCCCUGAUUGCCCAAGCCCAGCCCAUGGGAGGCAUUUUCGGCUUCAGAGACGCAGUUUGUGCCACUUUCUCUGCCACCAACUCAUGGCUCUGCGUGGUCUUCCCACUGUUUGUGUGUUCAACUCCUACCUCCCCGAGCAGACUGUGCGUCCUGAGGACACAGCCCUCACUCCUCAUUACCAGUGGCUCUAGGUGCAGGGCUGGGCACCCAGGGGCUCAGAGAAUGUCACUGGCUGGAUGAACUGAAGAAUGAGAGCAACAGACCAAUGUCCAUCCACCUCAACUUGCCAGAACCUUCCUUUA